CCGCAUGAUCCUUAUCUCUGGAAACACAAACAACAUCGUCAUCUUCAACACGAUCCUUCUCCUAAAACUCCGUCGGUCUCAAUUACUAUUUAUCGUUAUCCCAUUUUUGACGAUAAUCGUCACGUGGAACAACGUCUGUUGGGCUUCAGGACUAUGCCGAGCCCUUCAGACAUCAAUGUGAUUCCUGUAGGCCCAAGAAGGAAGAAGAAAGCCUGUCGGAGAUGCAGGCACAGGAAGCAAAGAUGUGAUUUCCAGCAGCCAUGUCAUAAUUGUGAAGCCGCUGGUGUCGAGUGCUUACCCGUUAUCCAAGAACCACAACAGAAUUAUCCAGCUGGAUAUGUUCCAGCAUUGGAGAACCAUGCAGCAAUGCUAGAACGGACGCUCAACGAGAGGUUUCCUGCACUGGAUCACCUCGGUUCUGGUCCUCCGGUCACGGGCGAUGAGGUUGGACAGUCUUAUAAUUACGACUAUCUUGCUGGGACAUCUCCCGACACUGAGAGAAUAUGGCAAUGGCAAGUGCCUCAAACACCAAAUACACCAGGGAGAACAGGAGGUUCAGUGCAGCUGAGAGACCUAGGAACGAAUCAGCCAAGCCCACCAGAUUUUACGGCUCCAAGACAGACACCUAUCCAAGCUAUUCAAGGAUUGAGUACGAAUUCGGAACAAAUCCCCACAGCGACCGCAGCUUCAUUCUUUCGAACGUAUUUCCAGGCUAUUCAUCCUCAGUACCCAUUUCUAAGUGUCCAAGAUUGCGGAAAAUGGUACAACGAGUGGAAACUGGCCCCGGGGGGUGAUUCAAUAUCCGGGUGGCCUGCUUUCUUUGUCAAGAUGAUUUUUGCAAUUGGAUCGCUCAUCCAAUCAAAGUCGGACGCUGCACCAAGAUAUCAGCAUCAAGACCUGAAGUCACAAGCUCAAAGCGAAGAUGCCAUCAUCCGAAGUACAAAGUCCGACCCCUUGACAAGAUUACAAGCGAUGUUACUAUCUGCUAUGCAUGCCUUGCAUUCCGAGAGCACGGCGAGGAUCUCCCAUAUCAGUGGAGCGAUUAUUAGAUUCGCAAGUUUGCAUGGCUUUCACCAACUUGUUGAUUUAGGGGACGAAGAUAGUCAGAUGAAGAUCAAAGCUUGGUCUUGUGCGUAUAUACUCGAUAGGGCCGUGAGUGGGACAUUAGAUGUUCCUGUAAGUCUCGCCGAUGCGUACAUAUCAUCCCCGCUCUACGUUGUACGUUCAGAAGAACCAUAUCCAAUGCCAUGGUUAAAUGACGCACCUCCUCCAGUCACAGCUCAAAACGUCUCCAAUUUGGGCACUUUUGCCCAUAUCUGCAAGAUUAGACUGAUACAGUCAUACAUAAUACACGUCAUGCAUUCGGUUCCGAUAGAGGGAGAUGCUACGCGAGAGUGGCAAGAUAGCAUGAGGAUACAAAUUGAGAACUGGGCGGAUGAAAUUUAUUCACAUAGUCUCAUGGACAAUGAGGGGUACCAGAGUCCUUUAUGGCUCGGUCUCAUUGGCCAACUCUCAAGGAUUCUUCUUUGUCGCCCAACAAGACUCAAUAUCAACACUCAUGUGAGUGAUGUGGCAUUUCAGGCGAGCUGUGAUGCAUGCACGACCUUCCGAGCCCUGCAAAAGAAACGUCAAGUCGCACAGCCGUGGCUUGUGGUCAUCACACAAUUCCAAGCUGGGGUCACAAUCCUCUACGUAAUCUGGGCACGAGCUCUCGCUAACAUCCCUUCCCAAGCCGACUCAUCGAUACGAGACUGCACUUCAGUCCUCGCUAUUCUUGCUGACAGAUGGCAAAAUGCUGAACAUUAUCGAGACUGCUUCGAAGUUGUUGCCAGAGCAGUCCCAAGAUGUUCAAAGCCGGGGUAUCUGGAUCGAGAAGCGAGGGAAGAGUUGGCGGAUUUAAUCGAGAAGGUUAGUGAAGCAGGGGUGCACAGACACGUGAGGACUAUGCUGUGCGAGAUGGCAGCCUUAAACGAGGAUGAGGAGAUGGGGAUUUGA
Mollisia scopiformis is the source of this 1995-nucleotide messenger RNA. RefSeq lists its product as uncharacterized. Gene Ontology annotation, biological process: DNA-templated transcription; positive regulation of transcription by RNA polymerase II. NCBI's taxonomy places the organism in Eukaryota, Fungi, Ascomycota, Leotiomycetes, Helotiales, Mollisiaceae. The record is from RefSeq and is a predicted model, not a curated record. The transcript is spliced from 6 exons. The coding region runs from base 154 to 1995 and encodes 613 amino acids. Gene Ontology annotation, molecular function: DNA-binding transcription factor activity, RNA polymerase II-specific; sequence-specific DNA binding; zinc ion binding.